Messenger RNA from Penicillium arizonense, 1233 nucleotides. RefSeq names its product tyrosinase family protein. Bases 1 to 1233 code for a protein of 410 amino acids. Gene Ontology annotation, molecular function: oxidoreductase activity. The record is from RefSeq and is a predicted model, not a curated record. The transcript has 2 exons. Lineage: Eukaryota; Fungi; Ascomycota; Eurotiomycetes; Eurotiales; Aspergillaceae.
AUGGUUGCAUUCUCCGCUCUUGCUCUGGGAGCAUUGUUCUCCCAGGCGUGGGCUAUGCCUGCUGUCUCGAGCCCGGCUGUGAGCUCUGCUCCAGCCCCCACGGCUGCUUCCGCCUCCCUGCCCGUCGCAGCUGCCCAGCUCGACCACUUGGCUGAGUUUGCGUUCAACACCUCGAGCGCUAGUGUCUCCAGUGAUUCGGAGAACGAGAAGCGCGGAGGCUGUUCGAUCUGGAAUCUACGCGUUCGUCGCGAUUGGAGGACCUUUUCGACGAAACAGAAGAAGUCCUACAUCAACUCUGUGCUCUGUCUCACAAAGUUGCCCGCGCGUACGCCCUCCAACGUGGCCGCUGGUGCUAAGUCUCGUUACGAUGACUUCGUUGCUACGCACAUCAACCAGACUUUGGGAAUUCACUACACCGGCACCUUUUUGGCAUGGCACCGUUACUUCAUCUGGAACUUCGAGGAGGCCCUUCGUAACGAGUGUGGCUACACCGGUGACUACCCUUACUGGAACUGGGCCGCUGAUGCUCACGACUUGGAGAACUCGCAAGUCUUCGAUGGCAGCGACACCUCAAUGUCCGGCAAUGGCGAAUACGUCGCGCCGGCCGGUGAUAUCCAACUCGCUCUCGGCGCUUACCCGACUAUCCACCUCCCCACCGGAACAGGCGGUGGCUGUGUCACCAGCGGCCCCUUCAAGGACUUCAAGGUCAACAUGGGCCCGGCCGCAUUGGUCCUCCCCGGUGGAAACGUCAGCGUCGCGGCAAACCCACUGGACUACAACCCACGUUGUCUUAACCGUGAUCUGACGACCGCCAUCGUCCAGAGCUAUGCCAACUACACCUCGGUCGUGGAUCUCAUCCUCCGCCACGACUCCGUCUGGGACUUCGAGAUGAACAUGCAGGGUGUCCCCGGCAGCGGGUCUAUCGGUGUUCACGGCGGUGGUCACUACGCUAUGGGUGGUGAUCCUGCUCGCGAUGUCUAUGUCAGCCCCGGUGAUCCGGCCUUCUGGCUCCACCACGGUAUGAUUGAUCGUACCUGGUGGAUUUGGCAGAACAUGGAUCGCAAGAACCGUCUGAAUGCCAUUUCUGGUACUGCCACAUUCUUGAACUCGCCUGCCUCAGCAAACACUACCUUGGACACUCUUGUUGAUAUUGGUCUUGCUGGUGAAGGCCCUAUUGCCAUGCGCGAUAUUAUGAGUACCACUUCUGGUCCUUUCUGCUACGUUUACCUUUGA